Messenger RNA from Melampsora larici-populina 98AG31, 1981 nucleotides. RefSeq lists its product as uncharacterized. The record is from RefSeq and is a predicted model, not a curated record. Gene Ontology annotation, molecular function: ATP binding; protein serine/threonine kinase activity; protein serine/threonine/tyrosine kinase activity. The transcript is spliced from 7 exons. NCBI's taxonomy places the organism in Eukaryota, Fungi, Basidiomycota, Pucciniomycetes, Pucciniales, Melampsoraceae. Bases 1 to 1452 code for a protein of 483 amino acids. Gene Ontology annotation, biological process: peptidyl-threonine phosphorylation; peptidyl-serine phosphorylation.
AUGAGUUUAAGCGAGAUCAAUAAGCUCUUUGAGAUUGCAGGAAAGUUAGAGCCAACGAAAGCGUUGACGACCAAGGAAGCCUUGAGGUUAUAUCGAAACUAUUUAUCGGAUUAUGAAAAAGUAGAAAUCUUGGGUUUUGAAGAGAUAUAUUAUGUAGGAGCAGAAUCGAAUAAGAAGAUGGCCAAUCGAUUAGAAGUUAAUCAAAACUUUGGAUAUGAUGAUGAGAGAGGAGAUUAUUUGAUUAUACGUAAUGAUCAUUUGAUGUUUAGAUAUGAGAUUGUAGAUGUAUUGGGAAAAGGAUCGUUUGGACAAGUUUUACAGUGUAGAGAUCAUAAAACUGGGGAAAUGGUGGCUAUUAAGAUUAUUAGGAAUAAAAGAAGGUUUCAUCAUCAGGCUUUGGUGGAGAUUAAAGUUUUGGAAAACUUGUUGAAUUGGGAUCCAGAUGAUAAACAUUGUGUUUUGAAAAUGACGGAUCAUUUCUCAUUUCGAGGUCAUCUUUGUAUUGUGAAUGAAUUACUGAGUAUUAAUUUGUAUGAAUUGAUUCGAAAUAAUUCGUUUAAUGGGUUCUCGACUGUCUUGAUCAGAAGGUUUACCAUUCAAAUCUUACAAUCUCUUUCUUUAUUGAGACAUCAUAGAGUGGUUCAUUGUGAUUUGAAACCUGAGAAUAUCUUGUUGAGACAUCCGGGGAAAAGUGCGAUUAAAACUAUUGAUUUUGGUAGUAGUUGUUUUGAAAAUGAAAAAGUUUAUACUUAUAUUCAAAGUCGAUUCUAUAGAUCUCCUGAAGUGAUUCUUGGAAUGAAUUAUCAUAUGGCAAUUGAUAUGUGGAGUUUAGGUUGUAUCUUAGCUGAACUUUAUACAGGUUAUCCAAUCUUUCCGGGUGAAACUGAAUCUGAACAAUUGGCUUGUAUUAUGGAAGUUUUGGGAAUGCCUGAUAAGUAUUUGGUUGAUAGAAGUUCAAGAAGGAAAUUAUUUUUUGAUUCAACUGGAGCACCUAGACCAGUAGUGAAUUCAAAAGGACGUAGAAGAAGAGUCGGAUCGAAAAGCUUAUCAUCUGUCCUAAAAACAGAUGAUGAAUUGUUUUUAGAUUUCAUUGGGAAAUGUUUAGCAUGGGAUCCCGAAAGACGCCUAAAACCUGAUCCAGCCAUGAGACAUCCAUGGAUCAUAGCCGGUCGGUCUCAAAGAACUCUAACCAAUGGGGUUGGUAGUCUUCGAAACCAAAGAGGUAGUUCUGGAAUCCUGAUCUCAUCACCUAGACGGAAACCUACGUUGAAUAAUAGUACAACUAGUACUUCGAGUGGUGGAACGGCUACGACGACUAGUCGGAUUAGAACUCAAUCUAUUACUGUGGUGGGAACUGGUGGUAGUAGUAGUAGUACUGGGGCUGGCAAUAGUCAUCAUCAUCAUAAUGGUUCUUUAAGACAAUCUGUACCUGUUAAACCGGUGGGAUCUUGAUUGGAAUUAGAGAUUGUCUUUGGGAAAAAAUUGUGAGAUGCAAGUUUAGGUUUUUUUUUAUAGUUUGGUUUUUUGGUUUGUCUUGAGGUUUUUCCUUUUUUUUGAAGUCUUUUUUGAAGUCUUUUUUUUUUGAAGUCAAUGGUUUUUUUUUCUUAUCCUUUCUUUUAUUUUAUUUUAGUUUUCUUCUUUUCUUCUUUUCUUCUUUUCUUUACUUUUUUUUUGACUUUUUCAUUAUUAUUUUUUUACAAAUAGAAAUCUCUUUUUUUUGUUAUCUUUUCUGUUUCUCUGUUUUGAAUAUUAUACUUAUACUUAUACUUAUACUUAUUUUGAGUUUCAUAUAUAUAUUUAUAAUAUAUAUUAUUAUUUUUUGAUGAUGAUGAUGAUGAAGAAGACUUUUUUUUUUGAAAAUGAUGAUGAUCAUGAUUAUGGAUACAAAUUCUUUUAGUUCUGUUUUGUUUGUAGGAUUUUACUCUUCUUUUUUUUUCUGAUUAUGAAUUUUUUUAAAUGGAUUAGAAAAUUUGAUAAGGAU